UCAUCCAUGAUGAAGCUCUUUGUUUUCCUUGUGUGUGUUGCUGUUGUAAGCUGUGCCCCCGUGGAGCCAGAAGCAGAGGCAGACGCUGAAGAAAAGAGGUUCAUUGACAUUAUUAUUGGAGGAAAAAGAGACGCUGAAGAAAAGAGAUGGCUUGAUAUUGUUAUUGGAAGAAAAAGGGACGCUGAAGAAACCGAGGAGUUGGAAAAAAGGGAAGCUGAUGAAAAGAGGUUGAUUGACAUAAUUUUUGGAGGAAAAAGGGACGUUGAAACCAGACAAAUCAAAGUCUGUGUAGGUAAUUUCUGCGUCCCGAUCGGGUGAAGAUGUUCCCAACCAGUUCAGAGUGUGAGAUCAGAAGAUAGCAUGCUGUGUUACAAGAUCCAGUACACGACGAAUAAAUAAAACACCUGUUCACAUU
Molecule: messenger RNA, 415 nt
Organism: Gigantopelta aegis
Lineage: Eukaryota; Metazoa; Mollusca; Gastropoda; Neomphalida; Peltospiridae
Exons: 14
Coding region: 7-318 (103 amino acids)
Source: RefSeq, a predicted model, not a curated record